Molecule: messenger RNA, 471 nt
Organism: Morchella importuna
Lineage: Eukaryota; Fungi; Ascomycota; Pezizomycetes; Pezizales; Morchellaceae
Exons: 1
Coding region: 1-471 (156 amino acids)
Source: RefSeq, a predicted model, not a curated record
AUGGCACUUGAAUCCCGGACCCCCCCUCUCGGGGGCCAGACCCUCACCCGCCUCAGCACCCUCCUCGCCGCGCACCCGUCCCCCUCUGUCCCCCACCGCCUGCUAACACCACUCCUGCCAGCCCUCUGGGCACUCACCAUCUUCAGUCUCACCCACCUCCCGCAGCACAUGGCACACCCGCGCCCUCUCGCUACUGCACACCCACAUCAAGACGUCAACCCUCCCCUCCGCCGUGCUCACGGCGCUUCACGACCACAUCCUCACGCCGGCGGCGCGACCUGGCGCUUCGCACCCGGCGCGGACGGCGGCGUCGAGGUGCGCCCUGGCCUCGCCGAUGUCCGCGUGGACGAGGUGGAGGUACGGGUGGGCGCGUUCGUGGAGGUGCUCUCACAGGCGCCCGAAGACGCCAUUGCCGAGUUCUUUCUGGGGCGUGCUGCGGGCGUGGCUGGCGGACGUGGGGGCGGCGGUUGA